Molecule: messenger RNA, 4857 nt
Organism: Dreissena polymorpha
Lineage: Eukaryota; Metazoa; Mollusca; Bivalvia; Myida; Dreissenidae
Exons: 10
Coding region: 100-1335 (411 amino acids)
Source: RefSeq, a predicted model, not a curated record
CUUCACAAAAUAUGAUAAAAUCACAAUAUCUGGCUCUGUAGUUUACAAUAAAAUGUUUUUAUUGCAGUUCAGUCAACCACAUCAGAUUCAGAGGACAAUAUGCCAAGUAGUGAUGAUUCCUUCACUGAGUCUUUAACUGAUGUGCCAGAGCUUUCUUUGGAUGAUGGAGUUGAGACGUUGAUAAAGGCACAGGAUUCUUCUACGAAAGACACUUAUGAGAAUGAAGCACAAAAGAUGUUUUUGGGAAUAUUUGAUGUCCAUAUUGAAAAUCUCAUCCCACCUUCGCCAAAAAGAGCAUCAAGACUGCUGGACCUUGAACACGUGAAGUUUUUAAUGGACUCUUUUCAAAGUGGAGUUUUUCAACAACUUACAUUACUGGUGGGAAUGGUCCCUGACGAUUGUGACCCGUCGAAAUUAAAGAUGAAAGGUGCCGGACAGGUUGAGACCCUUGGAGGGAAUCACACAAGGGAAGCCCUUCAGGGUCUUCUAAGGCGUGGUCUCGCAACUAUAACCACAGUCAAAAUGAAUAUUUAUUCAGCCCUGUCAACAUGCACAGCCUUGACGGUGGGUUGGCAGCACAAUGUUUGCUUGCAGGAGAAGCAAAAGCCUCUAAGCUUCAUUGACAAGGUGAGGCUUAUGAGACAAGUUCGCCCAUCAAUGCACAUGUCACCAACGGAUAUGAAGGCUUGGAAAGAAACUCUGUCUUCCAUCUUUCAUGUGAAGGACAUCAGAAGAUUCCAGAAUUCGUAUGGACUGCAUAUGAAGAUGGCUCGGCUUGAACAGAGAGUUUGGGCCAUUGUGGAGGAAGUUUCGGGUGAUUCAGUGAAGAUCACUGAAAAAUUCUUCAGACCACUCUUGAAAAUUCAAUCAACCGAGGAUAUUGAGUCGUGUCUGAACAUUCUGCGAAGCAAAGGAUUAGCUGAAUAUAACAACAAAAUAAAGGAAUUUUUGGGAUCCAGACCACUUACAAAAAAAAGAAAGCAAACUGACCUGGAAGAUGAUGCCAAUGAGGAAUGUUCAAACACUUCUGAGGGACUCCUUGAGAAGUACAGCAAGGUAGUUGAUGAGCUUCAAAUGAUGAAGGACAAAUGUUCCAAACUGGAAACGGAAAACUCAGAAUUGAGGCGUCAACUGACAGAGCAUUGCUCGAAGUCCAAGGAAAAUUCAUCAAAGGACAAAGAAAUUGAAGCAUUCUGGAGAUUUGAAGACGGACGAGAGGAAUGGUUGCCGGCCAAAUUGAUCCGAAAAUAUGCUAACGGAGAGUGUUCAGUCCAGUACUCUGAUGGAGUUAGUAGAGUGAGGUCCUCAUGGGUGAGAGAGGUGGGACAGAUGUAAGGUCAUCCUAUUGCCACAUCUAGAAGCUAUACCUAUUUUCUCAAGACUAAAAAUGUCAUGAACUUAAAAUAAAUGUUGUUAUCAAUAUAUGCAACCAGAGUACAUAUUAAGGCACUUCAUGUUAUUUUUCUGAAUGAUUGAAGUCAGGUUUCUCAUACUAAGACAUUUCCCUGUCAAGUUAUGGAAUUAACUUAAAUUUUAUGGUGUGAAAUUUCUGUUUUAUAAAAAAAUGCAUAGAUAAUUUUUAUCAAAUUGUGAGACUGAUAGCUUCAUUUUUUUUAUCAAAUCAUGCAAAUGAUUGCCCUUUUUUUGAAGUAAAAAAAAACAACAUGAAUUUUACAUCACACUGAUGAUCAUAUUUCAAGUGUAAGCAUUAUUCUACAUCUUUUUCUUCAGUUUAAUGUUGGAAUUGAAUAUUCCCUAAUCAACAAUUUGAUUCUCUUUACUGCACUUUUGUUUAUGUGCAUUAUCCAAAGAAUGUUUGAAUUCCAUUUUGAAAUGCUUGAUGAGAACUUGUCUUUUCACUUAGGUAUAUGCUUUUUUUGAUUAUUGGUUUUGUUCAGUGGUGGUAAUCAUAUUCUUCUUAUGUCAUUUCGGUCAGUAGAAUAUGGGACUUGUAUAUAACAGUUUAUAUGUUAGAAUGGUUUAUGAGAUUAUUUUAAAUAAAACUAUUUUUGAAUUUCUUUCGCUAAAUAAACAAAAGUUAAUUAAAGAGAUUUCACGUUUCUUACUGUUGCAAUCAAUUUAAUAUCUUAAAAUAACCUGAGAUCUUUUGGGAAACUAGACAGAAAAUAAGUUCUAAUGGUGAACAAUUCGUAUUCAGUCAGCCUUUGUAAGCCAUUGUAACUGUGAAUGUGUUCAUGUGCAUUAUUCUAACAUUUUUUCGAUUUCGGUUUAGAAAUGCUUUGUAUGAACUUGUCUUCAUUUUAAUAUGCUUAAUUAAAAUUGAUUUUGUUAAUUUGUGAUUACCAAUGUUUUAUUUUGUAUGUCCUAUAUGAUGUUUGAGUAUUUCAGAGAAACAAUAAAGUUCUGCCCUUACAAUACAUACUAAAAUUGUGACAGAAUUGUUUAGUAAUGAAAAUACAAAUUGCAGCAAUUGCACCUGUUAAAGAACUUUGAAUGGUUAUACAUGUAAUAGCGGUAAAGAUUGUUUUAUUUAAAUAUUUAAUUUUUCAUAAUGACUUCACAUGUUAAAAAAAAAUGUUUAGCAUUUUUUAAUACUAGUAUAUUUUGAGAACUAAUUUAAGUGUGACAUAAAUAAUAUGGAAUCAUUCCCACUAUUUAAUAUAUAUUUUCUGACCUGCUGACUGGUGGAUUGAGUACAUAUUAGUAUACUGGUAUUGCUUUUUAUUUUGAAAAUUUCACUGAUUGAAAAUUUACACAACAUUUUGUGUGUUCUGUAUUUACUAUGCCCCCCUUCGAAGAAGAGGGGGUAUAUUGCUUUGCACAUGUCGGUCUGUCGGUCGGUUUGUCCAUCAGGUGGUUUCCGGAUGAUAACUCAAGAACGCUUGGGCCUAUGAUCAUGAAACUUCAUAGGUACAUUGAUCAUGACUCGCAGAUGACCCCCAUUGAUUUUGAGGUCACUAGAUCAAAGGUCAAGAUCACGGUGACCUGAAAUAGUAAAAUGGUUUCCGUAUGGUAACUCAAGAACGCUUAGGCCUAGGAUCAUGAAACUUGAUAUGUAGAUUGAUCAUAACUCGCAGAUGACCCCUAUUAAUAUGCAGGUCACUAGGUCAUAGGUCAAGGUCACAGUGACCCGAAAUAGUAAAAUGGUUUCCGGAUGAUAACUCAAGAACGCUUAUGCCUAGGAACAUUGAAACUUCGUAGGUAGAUUGAUAAUGGCUGGCAGAUGACCCCUAUUGAUUUUCAGGUCACUAGGUCAAAGGUCAAGGUCACGGUGACCCGAAAUAGGAAAAUGGUUUCCGUAUGAUAACUCAAGAACGCUUAUGCCUAGGAUCAUGAAACUUGAUAGGUAGAUUGAUCAUGACUCGCAGUUGACCCUUAUUGAUUUUCAGGUCACUAUAUCAAAGGUCAAGGUCACGGGGACCUGAAAUAGUAAAAUGGUUUCCGGAUGAUAACUCAAGAACGCUAAUGGCUACGAUCAUGAAACUUCAUAGGUACAUUGAUCAUGACUUGCAGAUGACCCCUAUUGAUUUUGAGGUCAAAGGUCAAGGUCAUGGUGACCCGAAAUAGUAAAAUGGUUUCCGGAUGAUAACUCAAGAAGGCUUAUGCCUAGGAUCAUGAAACUUCAUAGGUGCACUGAUCAUGACUCGCAGAUGACCCCGUUCGAUUUUGAGGUCACUUGGUCAAAGGUCAAGUUCACGGUGACCCGAAAUAGUAAAAUGUUUUUCGGAUGAUAACUGAAGAACGCUUAUUCCUAGGAACAUGAAACUUGAUAGGUAGAUUGAUCAUGACUCGCAGAUGACCCCUACUGAUUCUCAGGCCACUAGGUCAAAGGUCAAUUUCACGGUGACCCGAAAUAGUAAAAUGGUGUCCGGAUGAUAAAUCAAGAACGCUUAUGGCUAGGAUCAUGAAACUUCAUAAGUACAUUGAUCAUGACUUGCAAAUGACCCCUAUUGAUUUUCAGGUCACUAGGUCAAAGGUCAAGGUCACAGUUACAAAAAACAUAUUCACACAAUGGCUGUCACUACAACGGAGAGCCCAUAUGGGGGGCAUGCAUGUUUUACAAACAGCCCUUGUUAUGACUUGUUUUAUAAUUUGCUAAUAAUUUAAGAACUUAUACAUUUCAAAGUGGUUUACCUUCCUUUUUUUCAGUGUGAUUUUUUCUGUGUGAUUAUGCAUUUCUGGAAGUUUGUACCGCCGGCGUAACAUUUUUAAACAAUUAUCUGUCAUUGUGUUUAUGAUCCUCUGAGAGUUUGUACCGCCAGCGUAACAUUUUCAAAGAAUUAUCUGUUGUGAUUAUGAACCUUUGGGAGGUUGUACCGCCAGCGUAACAUUUUCAGUUAAAUUUUAAGGGUUAUAUCAUUUUGUGUGUUCUGUAUUUACAUUACUUGUAUAAUUUACUAUUAAAUUAAGAACUUAAACAUUUAAAAGUGGUUUGUGCGAUUUUUACUAUUGGUACCUUAGGGAGUUUGUACCGCCGGCGUAACAUUUUCAAGAAUUAUCUGUUGUUAUUAUGAUCCUCUGAGAGUUUGUACCGCCAGCGUAACAUUUUCAAAGAAUUAUCUGUUGUGAUUAUGAACCUAAGAACUUAAACAUUUAAAAGUGGUUUAUCUUCCUUUUUUUCAGUGUGAUUUUUUCUGUGUGAUUAUGCAUUUUUGGAAGUUUGUACCGCCGGCGUAACAUUUUUAAACAAUUAUCUGUCAUUGUGUACUUUUUGAGAGUUUGUACCGCCAGCGUAACAUUUUCAAAGAAUUAUCUGUUGUGAUUAUGAACAUUUAUGAGGUUGUACCGCCAGCGUAACAUUUUCAGUUACAUUUUAAGGGUUAUAUCAUUGUGUGUGUUCUGUACUUACAUUACUUGUAUAAUUUACUAUUAAAUUAAGAACUUAAACAUUUAAAA